Molecule: messenger RNA, 2189 nt
Organism: Callithrix jacchus (white-tufted-ear marmoset)
Lineage: Eukaryota; Metazoa; Chordata; Mammalia; Primates; Cebidae
Gene: IFRD2
Product: interferon related developmental regulator 2
Source: RefSeq, a predicted model, not a curated record
AGUGACGCUUCUGAGUUAACGACCGCGCACGGCCACCAAGGGGUUGGGGCACGUGCAGGGCAUUGUGGGAACAUAGUUAAGCUAGCACGUCGUCGGCUGGUGGGCUCCAGGCGUGGACUACCAUUCCCGUAGUGCUCUACGCGCAGCUCAGGCCCCUGGGAUUAGUAGUUUUAGCCGCGUAGAUGUGGGUCUGAACCGGAUGGCCGGGAACUCGGCUUCCCGGCGACCUGUUUGGCAGGGCGGGCCGCCUCGGGAAGAUGGUGGCGCGCGCGGCGUGUGGCUCCUGUCGUCUGGCCAAGUCUCAGCGCAGUGCACCGGCCGGCUUAUCGCUGGCCUGGAGCCCACACCCACCGGGUCCCUGACCCCGCGCCCCCUGCGCCCCCCGCGCCCCCCGCGCCCGGUUCCCAGCAUGCCUCGCUCCCGUAAGGGCAACACGCUCCGAAAGGGUGGUCAGCGCCGUGGAGGAGGUGCCCAGAGCAGUGCCCAAGCUGACUCAGGUUCCAGUGAGGAUGAGGCAGCCAGUGAGGCCCACAGCACCGCCAGUGAAUGCCCCAGCCUUCUCAGCACCACUGCAGAGGACAGCCUUGGUGAGAGGGGGGAUGUCGUGGAUGAGCAGAGCCAGCAAGAAGACCUUGAGGAAAAGCUGAAGGAGUAUGUGGACUGCCUCACAGACAAGAGUGCCAAGACCCGGCAGGGUGCUCUUGAGAGCCUGCGCCUGGCCCUGGCGUCCCGCCUACUCCCCGACGUCUUGCUGGAGCGCCGCCUCACACUAGCCGAUGCCCUGGAAAAGUGCCUCAAGAAAGGGAAGGGUGAGGAACAGGCCCUGGCGGCUGCUGUGCUAGGCCUGCUCUGCGUGCAGCUGGGCCCUGGACCCAAGGGUGAGGAGCUGUUCCACAGCCUACAGCCCCUGCUGGUCUCUGUGCUCAGUGACAGCACAGCUAGCCCUGCUGCCCAGCUCCACUGCGCUUCUGCUCUUGGCCUGGGCUGCUACGUGGCUGCCGCCGACAUCCAGGACCUGGUCUCUUGCCUUGCCUGCUUAGAAAGUAUUUUCAGCCAGUUCUAUGGCUUGGGCAGCUCUGCAACUCCUGUGGUCCCUGCCAGCCUGCACGGCCUACUCUGUGCUGCCCUGCAGGCCUGGGCAUUACUGCUCACCAUCUGCCCCAGCACCCACUUCAGCCACAUCCUUGACAGGCAGCUGCCCCGGCUGCCCCAGCUCUUGUCCAGUGAAAGUGUGAACCUGCGGAUUGCUGCUGGUGAAACCAUUGCCCUGCUCUUUGAGCUUGCCCGGGACCUUGAGGAGGAGUUUGUUUACAAGGACAUGGAGGCCCUCUGCAGUGUCCUGCGCACUCUGGCCACUGACAGCAACAAGUACCGUGCCAAGGCCGAUCGCCGGCGCCAGCGCUCUACUUUCCGCGCCGUGCUGCACUCCGUGGAGGGCGGUGAAUGCGAAGAAGAGACAGUGCGCUUUGGCUUUGAGGUGCUCUACAUGGACAGCUGGGCUCGGCACCGAAUCUAUGCUGCUUUCAAGGAAGUGCUGGGUUCGGGCAUGCACCACCACCUCCAGAACAAUGAGCUACUCCGUGACAUCUUUGGGCUGGGCCCUGUGCUGGUGCUGGAUGCUGCUGCCCUGAAGGCCUGCAAGGUUCCACGCUUCGAGAAGCACCUGUACAAUGCUGCCACCUUCAAAGCCCGGACGAAGGCUCGAAGCCGUGUGCGGGACAAGCGGGCAGACAUCCUGUGAAGCAGGACCAGCUGAAGAGGAGACUCUCCAUACCUUUGGUCCGUAUUUUUAACAGAAGACAGUGCGACAACUGGUCUCCACCAGUAUUUGUCACUUUAUUUUUUUAAUGAAAAAACCAAAAACAGACAUGGGGUGGGCAGCUGGGGGCCCAGACACUUGGGACCCUGGCUCCUUUGUCCCUGCAUUCAGCCCUGUGGCCUCUUCCUACCCUGUCUCAGGCCAGGCUAAAUAUGUGCCUGUCCCAGGGCUGUGGGGCAGGCACUAGGGGACCUUUCCCUUCCUUUUCUUUCUCAGGCCUUGCUCCCCUAGGAUGACCCACUCUUAGGUGGGUGGUGGCAUCUGGACAAAUGCCACCACAGCAGGUGGGGAGGCAAAGCUACUUGGAAUGGAUUUGUGUGCUGAUUUUUUUAAGUAUUAUUAGAGAUAUUAAACAGAAUGCUCAGCCUUC